This is a messenger RNA of Eriocheir sinensis (Chinese mitten crab), 2281 nucleotides long. RefSeq names its product peroxidasin homolog. Lineage: Eukaryota; Metazoa; Arthropoda; Malacostraca; Decapoda; Varunidae. Gene Ontology annotation, biological process: synapse organization. Gene Ontology annotation, cellular component: neuron projection membrane. The record is from RefSeq and is a predicted model, not a curated record. The coding region runs from base 1060 to 1944 and encodes 294 amino acids. The transcript has 6 exons.
UGGCGAGGCCGUGGUGGAGGGAGUUCAGUCGCCAGUGCUAAGAAGUUCAUAUGAGCGAAGUGACAUUAUUUACAGUCACCGAUGAGAGGAUGACGAAAUUCGAAGCCACUAAUCUCACGAACCCGGCGAAUUGGCGACUAUAAAUUGCAGUUUGGACAGACCGAGAGGAGAAAAAAACAGAAGGAAGAGAAAGAAAACAAACGCAAUCCACAACACCGAAGACAGGUUAAAAAACUGACAGGAAAGUUUAUCUUGUGCGUCCGCGGAACAAACACACACAAAGGUCAGUCCGGGGAAACACGAAACUCAGAUAUCGUGGAAAACAAUAAAAGGAAAGAGUGUGAGGGAGGGAAUGAAAAAUUAUGAACAGUGAGUGCGAUACAGAAAUGAAUACCAGGAAAAAGUGAGUAAUGAAUGAAAGUAUCGAGAAGAGAACACUAAAAUCAAGAACGUCAGAUAUUAUGACUGUAAAAUAGAAAACGAUAAGACUUAGUAAGGUACGAACAACAAAGAGAAAGAGAGGGGGAGGGAUAAAAAACACACACAAAAAAAAACAGGAAAUCAACCUACAUCAACAUCAACCAACACAUCCAUCUCUCCUCCUUUUCACUGUGUAAUGAAAACGAACUAACACAUAACAUUGCAAACACAAUAAACCUGACAGGAGGAGAGUGAGGAGGGUACAAAGGAACGAAGACCCAGUGCGUGAUUGUUUAAAACUUUUCACUACUUUCAUAUCGUCCCAUCCCAGCCUGAACCCCAGAACCACAGCCCAUCACUGCAAGAACCCAAUGGCAGCAACCCUUCCCUUACAGUAACAAGUCAAGCCCACUCCGGUCUUACCUCAAAGCCUACUGCAAACCGUACUAAAAAUCCUCUCCAGCUAUGAAACCAAGCUCACUCAUGUUGUAAAACGAGGCCCACUCCAUCAAGCCCACUCAACCAAACGCCAGACCCUCAGGCAGCCCACUCAAGCCGUGACCGCUCACCCAGCAACCCCCCGCAUAGCAGUCUCACACCCAGCCGCCUCCCACUCCGCCCAGUUACUCCCAGAGCAUCAUGGUGUGGGUACGAGCGUGGGUGUGGGUGUGCGGGUUCUUUGCCACCCUCACGCUGCUUCCACCCACAUGCGGAGACCCUCGAGCACUGCCGCAGAGAGGUGAAGGCGUCUUGGAACGGGCGCCCCCUUCCCGCCCGGCGCCAAUGUGGGACCAGCCUCGUCUCAAGCCCUUCUUCGAGAACACGACGAGAACGCGGGUGGUGGGAGCGGCGGGCAGGACCGUCUACCUCCACUGCCGCGUAGGCCACCUCGGAGAUAGAGCCGUAACUUGGAUCAGACGGAAGGGGGCUCACGUGCUGACCGUCGGGCUCUUCACCUACACGACUGACAACCGGUUCACCGCCGUCCACUCCGAGGGCAGCAACGACUGGACUCUACGCAUCGACUUGGCUCAGCGCGCAGAUUCAGGUGUCUACGAGUGCCAAGUGUCUACCGACCCCAAGAUGUCCCAGCCAUUCCACCUGCAAGUCGUGGAGGCGGCAGCAGAGGUGGCGGGCCCAAGGGAACUCCACAUGGUGAGCGGCAGCAACAUCAACCUGACGUGCAAGGUGACUGGCAGCCCCGAACCGCCGCAAUACAUCUACUGGUACCGCGGCGCCACGCUCAUCAACUACAGCUCCCGCGGAGGCAUCAGCGUGGUCACCGACAAACUCUCCCGCACCUCCCGCCUCAUCCUCACCCGCGCCACCACGGCUGACUCGGGCAACUACACGUGCGCUCCCGCUAACGCCGAGCCCGCCUCAGUUAGCGUCUACAUCCUCACAGGGGAGCAGCCGGCAGCCAUGCAGGGGGGUGAGAGCGCCGGCGUGCACUGCCCAGCCCGCCUCACGCAACUCCUGCUGGCGAUAACCGUGGCCAACUUCCACCACCUCGCCAGGAGAUAGUGACAAGAGCCUUCCACUUGCAUCCUCGUCCUCACCAACCCCACUACUACUAACGCUUCUACGAGUACCAUAUCCUCCACUCCAUCCCUGCAGCAUCCCUUCCUUAAUCUAAUUACAUCCCUUGCCAGAGCACCCACUCUCCCUUCCCCUUCCCCUUCCGCGUGUUUCUAAGUGUGCUAAGUGUAUUGUAAGGUUCUAUUGAGGUUUUUGUGCAAGAUGUGGUGUGGUGGGGGUGAGUGUUACCUGGGAUUUGGGACACCUGUUGGAUAUUGGCUGAGAAAGGGAGUCAGGUGAAGGAGAUGGUCUCAGUGGAGUGUUUUUGGCUAUUAUGGAGAGA